UGCGCGUGAUGCGAUUCAAGCGUCAUCUUCGCAUGUGGAAUUCGUUCGUAUGACAACGCGCUCGCCAAGCGAUUCAAAUUCCACCGAGCACAAAGAGAUCAGCAGGGAUCAAGUGAUCAACGACGGUUCACGGUAACCGUUAUUAUAAGGCGUCGCAGGAGCUCGACUCUCGCAAACGAGCCGAAAAUCAUCGGGAAAUGGCGGAGGACGAGGAAUCGCACAGUUCGAACAAUGCGCGGCUGUUCCGAAUUGCCGUCUCCAACAGCCUGCAGAACAUAGCCGAAUCCGUGAGUGAGAACGAGUUCCUCGAGAUACUCACGAUUCUCAAAUCGAAUCCCAAAGUCGCUCGGAAGCUGCACAAAGCCAUGGUAAAGGAACUGUACAACAGCAUGAACAAUGAUCUGGAGGAUAUAAUGAAGGAAGGCAGUUUGCAGGAAACUUUAAUCAAAAUAGCCAAACUAUCCGAGGAAAGCGCGACACUCUCCAACGAAGAACACGCGUGGCGUCCACCUGGGGAUGUAAUCUCGCAUUUGAGAUCGCUGGACGCGCACAGGAUCAAAGAGGCGACUGAGGAACUGGAGAAACGGGUGAACGAGAUGGAAAGGGAGAACGAAGCCCUAAUGAGGACAAUCGCGGAAAGUAGAACGAGGAUACGUGCUACGAACGACAACGUGAUGAGAAUUCUGGAUCGUGCACCAGUGAUACUGCAACGGUUAGAGAAGACAUGCGAACAGCUGACAACCUGUAUUAAAAUGAUUGAAAACGAAUAAUUCCGAGAUGGAUUUUGGAGGUGCGUUGUACAUAAUGUAUAUAAUGUGUAUUUUUAUUAAAAAUAUUUUUAAUUGAA
This is a messenger RNA of Monomorium pharaonis (pharaoh ant), 847 nucleotides long. RefSeq lists its product as uncharacterized. The coding region runs from base 198 to 770 and encodes 190 amino acids. The transcript has 3 exons. The record is from RefSeq and is a predicted model, not a curated record. Gene Ontology annotation, cellular component: MIS12/MIND type complex. Lineage: Eukaryota; Metazoa; Arthropoda; Insecta; Hymenoptera; Formicidae.